Petromyzon marinus (sea lamprey) is the source of this 4364-nucleotide messenger RNA. Lineage: Eukaryota; Metazoa; Chordata; Hyperoartia; Petromyzontiformes; Petromyzontidae. The record is from RefSeq and is a predicted model, not a curated record.
GGUCGCUUCUGAAAAGAGCCACAUAGCUCAGUAGGGCCUUGGUAAAAUAAAAAAAUAUUUCGUUUUAUUUUAGUUUCAACCAGCAAAUUACUCAAUUGGGAUCACACAGAGGAGCAUCCCCCUCGACUGAGAACACUUGGCAGGACCCUGGUGAAAAAGAGACUCGGUGAGGCAUUCCUGCAGGGCCCUUCCCCCGCACCUCCGACGAGCACGAUUGGCUAUUGUACGGUGCGAAAGAAGUUGAACAUACGUGAACAAGUGCAGUAACAUUGUCAUCACUGCGACUGCUUUGCGUCGAAUUCUAUGAAGUGCAGUGAGGAAAGACAUGGGGGGCACUCCGCCCCAGGUAUUAGAGCGCCCCCGUGCCAAGAUCUGGGUCACAAUCUCUCGCUAUCGCGUCUGUGCGUGCGUGGUUCUGGUGUUGUUUAGUCAACAACGUGUGGAGCGCCGGGCGGCUACAAAGAGGAGAUACGCAUCGUUAUGGCAGGCGCGGCCAAGUCUCUAUUGCGCUUCCACGAGUGGCGCGGUAUUGAUUUUAUUGCCCCCGGAGGGAGGAAUGAUGGGCCGAGUCCACCUGCCCACCACAACCUAGGGUUUGAACUCACGACCUUCCGCUCGCCGCUCGCUCCACCGCCGAUCCGCCCGGGUCACGCGUAGGUUCACCGCGGUCGGUCCGUACGUGCGUGGGUUCACCGCGGGCGGUCCGUACGUGCGUGGGUCCAUCGCGCUCGGUCCGCACGGGGUGAACACCAGCUGACCCCCGCUGUCCCCAGGUGACUUCGCGUCGAGAGCCCGGCCGCCCUCCGUGAUCGCCACACCCCGACUCAAGUCCAGCGUUUCGGACUUUGUCCCCGCAAGCCGCCUCAUGUUGUUACUGCUGCUGCUAUCUGUGCUGUUAUCUGCUGGCCCGGUGCACGGGCCAGCUAAACACCGUCCGUGUUAAUAACCGGGCAGAGCGCUCCGUCUCGCUCCUUCCCACGUCCGCCCUCCACGUAAGUAAAGAAAAAAAAAACAAAGCAUUUUUUAUUUACAAGUCCAAUUGGACACGUGGUCUUCCUUCCCGCGAGUUCGUCAUAGCGCCAGCUUUAGUUGAAUUCGAGAAAAAUUCUGGACCCGUUUUGACUUUCGGUGUCUCAUCGGCAGGGUUGGGAUUGCUUCAACCGAUGCUGGAGAGCUGCCAGAUGUUUAUCGGCAAAGAUGUGUGGCCGAUGGGACGUGUGAAACAAACUCUGUCAUUCUUUUAUUUGGAGCGGAAAGGUGAAAGAUUUAAAUUGUCCGCCCAAUUAUUGCGCAACUGAUCAUUUCCGCAACUGCCACUAAACAUCCGGUCGUUCACCAGCAUCAGUUCGAGCAAGUCUGACUGCCGAUGAGACACUGCAAGUUGUGUUGAACCAACAGUUUAAGCAAAGCCUGACUCUUCUGAUGAGACACUGCAUGUCUGCAUGUCGUAACUGGGGAGGCCCGGGUGGCGGAUGGAAUGUGUGAAAGUAUAAAUACAUGAUUUUUGCGUAGAGGCACACGCAACGGAAGGUUCGUCAUCUCAAAGCGUUCUUUGCUCUGUUCGUCGCACAGUUUGCGGGCGGCGAGCGCCCUUUGCGUGCCGCGCCGUCGGCGACGGGGGCUGGCCAGCGGCUCUGGAGUUGUGUACGGCCCUCGUGGAGUCACCGUAACGGCGCGGCGCCGAUAAGGUGCCGUGCGUGCGGGUCGCGCACGCACGGCACCUGAUAACGUUUGUGGCGUCUUGAAGGUGAACCCGCGCGCGUGCGCACGUGAGUUGACGUGCAAAGUCCGUGUGAGUUUUAAGUUCACCUCGCUGGCGCCGGCCGGGCACGGGGCGCCGCCUGCACUCUGCGGAGGAGCGGCGCAGGAGGAGGACGGGACGCGUUGACCGCGGGAGACGCGCGCCGACAGGCACGGCACGCACGCGGCACGGACCGUGAGAGCAGGCGCACAGACUCCGGUUUGCCGGCUCUUCCCCAUGGCUCUCGGGGGAGUCCCGAACCCGGCCUACGAGCAGGAGGAGGAUGGGCGCCCUGCCGCGGAGGAGCCUGCGCCUGCCGAGGGCGGAGGUGGCCACCCCGGCCCGGAAGGCGAAGAAGCCGGGAGGAGGGGGAAGGAGGAGGAGGCUGGCGAGGGUCCGUGUGGGUGGUGGCGUGUGAGACCCUCUUGCCUGCAGGUCUGCAACAACCCCAAGGGCUACCUGCUGUUCUUCGGACUCAUGUGCACCUUGCAGGGCGCGGCGGUGAACGGGCUGGUGAACGUGAGCAUCACGACCAUCGAGCAGCGCUUCGACCUGCGCAGCUCGCUCACGGGGCUCGUGUCCGCGGGCUACGACAUCGCCUUCUGCGUCUGCACGCUGCCCGUCACCUUCCUGGGCGGCCGCGGGCACAAGCCGCGCUGGCUGGCGCUGGGCGCCGUCGUCAUGGGUGCCGGGUCGCUCGUGUUCGCGCUGCCGCACUUCACGGCCGGGCCCUACCGCCUCGGCGACCAACGGCUCGAGACGUGCUCAGCGACGCGCAACUCCUCGUGGUGCCCCGCGCCCGGGGGGGAGGGCGGCGGCGAUUCGGCCGCCGCCCCCCUCUCGGCGUACCUCUCCGUGUUCGUGCUGGGACAGCUGCUGCACGGCGCCGGCUGCACGCCGCUCUACACGCUCGGCACCGCCUUCAUGGACGAGAGCGUCACGCAAGCCCAGUCCUCGCUCUACAUCGGCAUCGCCUACGGGAUGUCUGCGCUGGGUCCGGCCAUCGGUUACGUCGCCGGAGGGCAGCUGCUCAACAUCUACAUUGACGUGGACAGGAGCGGCAAGGCCCCGCUGAGCCCCAACGACUCGCGCUGGCUCGGCGCCUGGUGGAUCGGCUUCAUCGUCGCGUGGCUCCUCUCCUGGGCCAUCGCCGUGCCGCUCUUCGCGUUCCCGCGCUCCCUGCCAGGCUCGGCGAGGCUGCGUGCCCGCUAUGUCUCCCAGGCACACCAGGACGGCAGCGAGGAGGUGACGGCACGCGCCGGCUUCGGCUCCGGCUGGCGCGACUUCCCCAUCGCCUUCAAGCUGCUGGUGAGGAACGCGGUGUUCAUGUGCGUGACGGUGGCCGGCUCCACCGAGGGCCUCGUGGUCGCUGGGUUCAUCACCUUCAUGCCCAAGUUCAUCGAGAACCAAUUCGGCCAAACGUCCUCCUUCGCAGCGCUGCUUGGAGGCUUGGUGAGCAUACCGGGAGCGGUGGUGGGUCAGGUCCUGGGGGGCCUCCUGGUCAGCAAGCUGCGCCUGUCGUGCCGGCGGACGCUGCUGCUGGCGUCUGGCUCCUCGUUGGCUUCGCUGGCGCUCUGCGCCGUCUUCUACUUCGCGAGCUGCGAGAACGCGGCCUUCGCCGGGGUCACGCAGCCCUACAACGGGUCUGGCGAGGCGCUGCUGAUAUUGGAGGCCGAGUGCAACGCGCCCUGCGGCUGCGAGCGUUCGCUCUUCGCGCCGGUCUGCACCGACGACGGCGUGCAGUUCUUCUCCGCCUGCUACGCGGGCUGCACCACCAGCAUCCCCCAGGGUUUUUCGAACUGCUCUUGUGUCGGGCUGGGAGGAGAAGGCCCCAGCGUGGGCCCCAGCGUGGAGCAGGGGAAGUGCAGCUCGACGUGCACCAACAUGCCUCUCUUCCUAGGCAUCUUCCUCCUCAUCAUCAUCUUCACCUUCGUCUCCAACACGCCCGCCAUCAACGUCACCCUGCGGUGUGUCCCGGCGAGCCAGCGCUCGUUUGCUCUGGGCGUGCAGUGGCUGUUCAUCCGCGCGCUGGGCACCAUCCCCGGGCCGAUCCUUUUUGGAGUGAUCAUCGACAAGACGUGCAUCCUGUGGAGCGAGAAGCCGUGCGGGGAGCGUGGCGCGUGCUGGACGUACGACAACCCCACCAUGUCACUGCUGCUGCUCGCCAUCGGUGCGUGCUGCAAAGUGGUGACCAUCGUCUUCUUCUUGGUGGCCUUCCUCGUGUACAAGGGGCCGGCGAAAACGCCCGCCCCGGUGGACGGCGCAGAUCCCCUGGACUCGUCGCACCUCCCGGACCCUGCGGCCAGCUCGCUGGACAGCGGCUACAGCGACGUCCCGUCGUGCAUCGAGAGCAAGCAGCUCUAGCGAGCGUCGUCGUCGUCAUCGGCCGUGGUCUGUCCGCUGCCGGAUGCGAUGUAUCGAGCAAGUUUACCGUAGCAGAUUGUGACGGGGACAGCUGCCACUGGGGGGGGAUCCUCUCGGCUACGCCGCAGCAGGGCAGUCGGAAUGGUCGAGAUGGGAUGUUGAGGCACGCUGCUGUGAGAUGACGAGGAUUUUAAGCCGGCACCACUAACGACCAAAGAUGUUGCGCCACCCCGCCCCACCCCGCCCCACCCCGCCCCAC